UAGAUAACCCAAGAUAAUCAUAGCAAGAUACAGCCAGUCUUAGAGCUAAGUACUGUGAAGUUAGCUUUGCUUCCUUGAGUUUUUGAAGCAUGCAUCUGUAUAAACCUGCUUGUGCAGACAUCCCCAGCCCCAAGCUGGGUCUGCCCAAAUCCAGCGAAUCGGCUCUGAAAUGUAGACGGCAUCUAGCAGUAACAAAGCCUCCGCCUCAGGCAGCCUGUUGGCCUGUUAGGCCCAGUGGAGCAGCGGAACGGAAAUACCUGGAGAAGUUUUUACGUGUCCAUGGAAUUUCGUUGCAGGAAACCACCAGGGCAGAGACGGGCAUGGCUUACAGGAAUCUUGGAAAAUCAGGACUCAGAGUUUCUUGCUUGGGUCUUGGAACAUGGGUGACAUUUGGAGGUCAAAUUUCAGAUGAGGUUGCUGAACGGCUGAUGACAAUUGCCUACGAGAGUGGAGUGAAUCUCUUUGAUACGGCUGAGGUCUACGCCGCUGGAAAGGCUGAAGUGAUUCUGGGGAGCAUUAUCAAGAAGAAAGGCUGGAGGAGGUCCAGCCUGGUCAUAACAACCAAACUCUACUGGGGUGGAAAAGCUGAGACGGAAAGAGGGUUGUCAAGAAAACAUAUUAUUGAAGGACUGAAGGGCUCCCUCCAGAGGCUGCAGCUCGAGUAUGUGGAUGUAGUCUUCGCAAAUCGACCAGACAGUAACACCCCCAUGGAAGAAAUCGUUCGAGCCAUGACACAUGUGAUAAACCAAGGAAUGGCAAUGUACUGGGGAACCUCCCGCUGGAGUGCCAUGGAGAUCAUGGAAGCCUACUCUGUAGCAAGACAAUUCAACAUGAUCCCACCAGUCUGUGAACAAGCUGAGUACCAUCUUUUCCAGAGAGAGAAAGUGGAGGUUCAGUUACCAGAGCUCUACCAUAAAAUAGGUGUCGGAGCGAUGACAUGGUCUCCACUGGCCUGUGGCAUCAUCUCAGGAAAAUAUGGAAACGGGGUGCCUGAAAGCUCCAGGGCUUCACUGAAGUGCUACCAGUGGUUGAAGGAAAGGAUUGUGAGUGAAGAAGGGAGAAAACAGCAAAACAAGCUGAAAGACCUUUCCCCGAUUGCGGAGCGUCUGGGAUGCACGCUACCUCAGCUAGCCGUGGCGUGGUGCCUGAGAAACGAGGGUGUGAGUUCCGUGCUCCUGGGAUCAUCCACUCCUGAACAACUCAUUGAAAACCUCGGUGCCAUUCAGGUUCUCCCAAAGAUGACAUCACACGUGGUAAAUGAGAUCGAUAACAUAUUGCGCAACAAGCCCUACAGCAAAAAGGACUAUAGAUCAUAAGGCAAUGCAUGAGCCGUAGGAGCUGCAUGGGUAAAGCAGCAGUCUAUACAGGUACAGAACGGUGUUACUAGCCAGUGUUCUGAAUCACUUAGCAGCCCACUGCUCAACCUCUAGUGUCCCCGGAUUCUGAGGUGUCUGCUGUCGCUACCACUGUGCACCUGAAUUAUGAACACAUCUGAAAACUCACAACCAGGAAAAUCCAUUCUAUUUUCUUAUCUGGGACUGCAGUCACCUAUUCUUACAUUGCUCUGUACAUCUCAUGUUUAUGCAAAGGGAAGCAUGUGGUGGGGGAAAGACAUAUUACCUUCAGGCAUUUAGUAAUUUAAAGAAGGUUGUACAGAUAUAUUUUUUCAAAUGAACAACAUCCACAGAUGCAACGUGGAUUGCAUCAGGAAGAGUAGGCUCUGUUUACUCAGAAGUCUUGCUUGAAAAAUCAGCUGAAACAAUUUUACAUUUUUUUUUUCUAUUUUCACAUUCAUGUUAGCAAGAGUUGUUUUCACUUGUCAUUCAACAGAAGUGAAAUGCCUAGGUAUUUGCUUUCGUUACCUUUUAAAUAUUUAGUGUUGCUUGGCCUCAAAAAUGGCCCUGUAUAGCAAUUCCUCCAAGGUGGUCUAGUAGGAUUCUAAUAAUGUUAUGUCCAUUUACAUGGAGAGAUGGUAAAAGGAUGAAGACCCUAGUCUUUAACCAGGGACAGUCUGGUUAAUUUAUGAAAGGGAGAAUUACACUACUAUGGAAGCCUAGCUUUUGAAUAAAAUGUAUCUGCAAUGAAGUGUUCAUUUUUACCUACAUUUUCCUAAAACCUGCUUUAUACUUUUGACUGCUUGUAGGCACAGCUUCUGCAAGUUUAAAUAUUUGAGCUUUAAAAAUAA
Balaenoptera ricei (Rice's whale) is the source of this 2185-nucleotide messenger RNA. It is a transcript of the gene KCNAB1, whose product is annotated as potassium voltage-gated channel subfamily A regulatory beta subunit 1. The transcript is spliced from 14 exons. Gene Ontology annotation, cellular component: voltage-gated potassium channel complex; membrane; cytoplasm. Bases 90 to 1316 code for a protein of 408 amino acids. Gene Ontology annotation, molecular function: voltage-gated potassium channel activity; potassium channel regulator activity; transmembrane transporter binding. Gene Ontology annotation, biological process: negative regulation of delayed rectifier potassium channel activity; transmembrane transport; potassium ion transport. Lineage: Eukaryota; Metazoa; Chordata; Mammalia; Artiodactyla; Balaenopteridae. The record is from RefSeq and is a predicted model, not a curated record.